This is a messenger RNA of Fukomys damarensis (Damara mole-rat), 387 nucleotides long. RefSeq names its product solute carrier family 51 subunit beta (gene Slc51b). Gene Ontology annotation, biological process: bile acid and bile salt transport. The transcript is spliced from 3 exons. NCBI's taxonomy places the organism in Eukaryota, Metazoa, Chordata, Mammalia, Rodentia, Bathyergidae. The record is from RefSeq and is a predicted model, not a curated record. Gene Ontology annotation, molecular function: transmembrane transporter activity; protein heterodimerization activity. Gene Ontology annotation, cellular component: plasma membrane. Bases 1 to 387 code for a protein of 128 amino acids.
AUGGACCAGAACAAAGAGGCCAUCGGAGCCCCAGCUGGCACCCCAGUGCCCCAGGAGCUGCUGGAGGAAAUGAUUUGGUUUUUCCGUGUAGAAGAUGCCUCUGCUUGGAACUACUCCAUCCUUGCCUUGACGGUCGUGGUGGUGGUCUUGAGCAUGUUCCUCCUGGUCAGGAGCAUCCAGGCAAACAGAAAUCGAAAGCUGCAGCCACAAAAAAAGGACACACCUGAAGUCCUGCGUCUGAAUGACAGCAGAACCAGAGAUGGCAGCCUGAACAACCUAGGAGAGACGCUGCUCACGAAAAUGCCAGCCCUGGCACCCCCGGAGACUGAAUUAAAACAGCAGUGCGGCUCAGUAGUUCUUCCCAUCCCAUCAGAAACUGAGAGCUAG